Messenger RNA from Athene cunicularia (burrowing owl), 944 nucleotides. It is a transcript of the gene SELENOM, whose product is annotated as selenoprotein M. The transcript is spliced from 2 exons. Bases 1 to 438 code for a protein of 145 amino acids. The record is from RefSeq and is a predicted model, not a curated record. Lineage: Eukaryota; Metazoa; Chordata; Aves; Strigiformes; Strigidae. Gene Ontology annotation, molecular function: oxidoreductase activity. Gene Ontology annotation, cellular component: endoplasmic reticulum lumen.
AUGCGAUGGGGUGGGACAGGAUGGGGUGAGGUGAAGGAUGAGGUGGGAUGGUGGACAGAAUGGUGUGGAGGAUGGGAUGGGGGACAGCGGGACAGGGGGCUGCAUCUGCCUGCCCGGUACUGUCUGCUCCUUAACGCACCGUCCAGCCACAACCUCGAGAUGAAACACCUGCCCGGAGCUGACCCUGAACUUGUGCUCCUCAGCCACCGAUACGAGGAGCUGGAGAGAAUCCCCCUGAGCGACAUGACCCAGGAGGAGAUCAACCAGCUGGUGCAGGAGCUGGGCUUCUACCGCAAGGAGACGCCUGAUGCGCCUGUGCCUGAGGAGUUCCGGUUUGCCCCUGCCAGGCCUCUGCCCACCCUGCCGGCCCCCAAAGCUGUCACCACUGGUGGCAAGACCCAACCAAAACAUGAUGAGGGAGAACACCCAGACCUCUAGCAAGGGGUGCUGCACUUGGGAGAGGAUCUUGCAGCCAGUCCCCAGCAUGUGGGCAUAAGGGCAUUGCAGCAGCUGGGGAUGGUGCCACGAUGGAGUGGCAGAGGUGCACCCACUGUUGCUUGAUGCUGUGUAGCCAAUGCCCUGAGGAUGCCCUAAGCAGCUCCAGCCUUGACCAGGGGCUUCCUGGGCAUUGUGGACAUCCCAGGGGUCCUGUGUGACUGUUCCUGCCCUCCCGCCCCUGUAGCCCAGCAUCCCUGGCCAGUGGGGAGGAGCAGCAUUCUUCACGCUCCCUCACUGUGCCCCAAGGUUUAGCUGACUGCCAGCACUGGGCAGCGGCAUCCUACCUGCAUGGGACAGGAUGAAACCCUCAGCAGAAAGCCCCAGGUGCUGAGGGUAGAUGUGCUGAGUCCCAAAGGUGGGAGAGCUGCCCCCAGCAGAGGGAUGUGCCUGUUAAACCCCAGCAGGGUUGUCUUGUAUCCAGCCCCCAGUAAAGCCCUUGUGUCCAA